This is a messenger RNA of Dipodomys ordii (Ord's kangaroo rat), 972 nucleotides long. RefSeq names its product c-fos induced growth factor (vascular endothelial growth factor D) (gene Vegfd). Bases 1 to 972 code for a protein of 323 amino acids. Gene Ontology annotation, biological process: sprouting angiogenesis; vascular endothelial growth factor signaling pathway; positive regulation of endothelial cell proliferation. The record is from RefSeq and is a predicted model, not a curated record. The transcript has 8 exons. Gene Ontology annotation, cellular component: membrane. Lineage: Eukaryota; Metazoa; Chordata; Mammalia; Rodentia; Heteromyidae. Gene Ontology annotation, molecular function: growth factor activity; chemoattractant activity; vascular endothelial growth factor receptor 3 binding.
AUGUACGGAAAGUGGGCAGUGGUGAAUAUUUUCAUGGUGUCUUGUGUGCAGCUGGUGCAAGGCUUCAGUAAUCAACAUGAACCAGUGAAGGAGUUCUCAUUCAAAUUACAAUCCUCUCUGUCAGUGUUAGAGCAGUCUGAGCAGCAGAUGAGAGCCGCUUCUAGUUUGGAAGAACUGCUUCAAAUCACCCACUCUGAGGACUGGAAGCUGUGGCGAUGCCGGCUGAAGCUGAAAAGUUUUAGUAAUAUGGACUCCCGCUCAGCAUCCCAUCGGUCCACCAGAUUUGCAGCAUCUUUCUAUGACAUCGAAACACUCAAAGUUAUAGAUGAAGAGUGGCAAAGAACCCAGUGCAGCCCUAGAGAGACAUGCGUGGAAGUUGCCAGCGAGCUGGGGAAGAGUACCAACACAUUCUUCAAGCCCCCAUGUGUCCUUGUGUUCCGGUGUGGCGGCUGCUGUAAUGAAGAGAGCGUCAUGUGUAUGAACACGAGCACUUCCUAUGUUUCCAAACAGCUCUUUGAGAUAUCAGUGCCUUUGACCUCAGUACCUGAGUUAGUGCCUGUGAAGGUAGCUAACCACACAGGUUGUAAGUGCUUGCCAACGGCCCCUCCCCAUCCAUACUCAAUUAUCAGAAGAUCCAUCCAGAUUCCGGAAGAAGAUCGAUGCCCCCAUUCCAAGAAACUCUGUCCUAUUGAUAUGCUAUGGGACAGUACCAACUGUAAAUGUGUUGCACAGGACGGGAAUCCACUUGCCGGAACAGAAGACUACACUCAUCCCCAAGAACCGGCUUUCUGUGGGCCACACAUGAAGUUGGACGAAGAUCGUUGUGAGUGUGUCUGUAAAACCCCAUGUCCCAGGGAUCUUAUUCAGCACCCAGAAAACUGCAGUUGCUUUGAAUGCAAAGAAAGUCUGGAGAGUUGUUGCCAGAAGCACAAGAUUUUCCACCCAGACACCUGCAGCUGUGAGGGCCAAUGA